Molecule: messenger RNA, 1506 nt
Organism: Chara braunii
Lineage: Eukaryota; Viridiplantae; Streptophyta; Charophyceae; Charales; Characeae
Source: the annotation of a GenBank genome assembly
GCAAGGAAGUGUUUAGUUUGUAGAAGUCAGGCCCUUGGUCUGGUCUUUUCCUAAAGGUCAAUGCCGCCAUACACAUUUUGUGGUCCAAACCCGGAUAUGGGCUAGGAGGGAGAAUGGCAGCCAAAGAGAGGCUCCUGGCCACUGCCUCCGACGCCAGGAUCAAAUCGAUUCUUGAUUUGGAUAGCCUGGCAGAGUUGUUGUUCCGAGUGCAUGUGAAGGUACGCUCAGUGGGGAAUGUGGGGCGGAAGGUGUCAAAGAGUGAGACGGAUCGGUUUGAAGGCCUUGAGUGGGCACCAGCGAAGAGCGGGUCGCCCAUUCUGCUUGGCACGGUGGCUUUCAUGGAGUGCAAGGUUGUCAGUCGCAUGGAGACCCCUGACCAUUGGAUCGUUUACAGCCAUGUCACUGACGGGAGUGUUUCCAAGCCCGAUGCCCGAACAGCCGCACACCACAGGAAAAUUGGCAACUACUACUAGCAAGCAAGCAGCUGGCCGCCACGGAUCGCCCAUAACCAUUGCGACCAGCCGCACACCACAGGAAAACUGCCAGAACUAAUGUACUCGCAAGCAACCAGCUGGUCGCCACAGAUCACAUAUCGCCAAUCCGAUCCGUUUACAGCCACACAAUUUGUGGGAUGGUUUCCAAGGCCAAUGCCCGAACAGCUGUACAUGUACCAAGCAGGUACAUUGGCUGCUACUUACCGCUACUAGCGACGUGUUGCCCACCGUAAAUCGUCCAUCAACAAUUGCAGAUUGUCUACACAACUUUACGGCCAACUGAUUGAUUGAUUGAUUGGUUGAUUGGUUGAUUGAUUGGUUGAUUAACUGGAUGAUUAACUGGAUGAUUGAUUGAAUGGUUGAUUGAUGGGUUGGAAUGAUGUGAUCUUUCCAAGGCUGAUGCCUGAACAGCCACACACACGUACUGAACAGCUAAAUUGGCAACUGCGUAAGACGGCCGCGAGCAGCUGACGACGACAGAAUCGGACAGAUCAUCGUGUCAAGUAUGACUGGUCAGGGUGUACCUGCUGCGGAGUGCUCCACCACCCUUGUCAGGAAAAUGUCUUAGAUAACUUAGAUUUCCUUCCACCACCGCUCCCGUCCACCUCCCCCCCCCCCCCCCCCCCCCCCCCCCCCCCCCCCCCCCCCCCCCCCCCCCCAAACAUUUAAUGUGCACAUGGCCUGCUCCACUAGCCCCUGAAAUUGAAGCUGUAGGAAGGAGACUAGAAUGAGGACGACGACGAUAUUUCAUGCUCGUUGACUUCAGUCUAUGUUCGUUUAACUUGGCGGCAAAGGGUACCAUACAUAGCGCAUGGCAGAGCAGACCGUCAGCCUGCUGCAAUGUUAAGUCUUUGUUUUCCUUUUUUUUGGGAGGGGGGGGGUCUUCUGUAUUGAAUCUGUAUUAUAUUAGAAUCAUGUAGGAAGUGCUCAGUUUACUUCUAAGUUAUUAUUUAUGUCACUUUAUGUGAUACUAACCUGACAGCGCAUGCCUGGCUGGCGAAGUGCCCUCGGA